Pocillopora damicornis (cauliflower coral) is the source of this 2936-nucleotide messenger RNA. RefSeq names its product polycomb group RING finger protein 5-B. Gene Ontology annotation, molecular function: metal ion binding. The record is from RefSeq and is a predicted model, not a curated record. Lineage: Eukaryota; Metazoa; Cnidaria; Anthozoa; Scleractinia; Pocilloporidae.
GACUUCUCAUCCGGGAUUUUCUAACAAAGGAAACCGCAAUCCACAGAGCGUGAUAAAAGAUUUGUCAAUAUCUGUUCAUCGUGGUGGGCCUGAAUCUCUUCGCUCUGAAAUGGCAAUUCUUCGGUCCAACAAGGAGCAGAGGAUCAAGAUUGCAGAGUUGAACCCGUUCAUAACGUGUGAACUAUGCAAGGGAUAUUUGAUCAAGCCAACAACCAUUGCCGAGUGUUUACACACAUUCUGCAGAAGUUGCAUUGUGCAGAAUCUUCAAGACAACGAGGAAAAUAUCUGCCCGAAGUGUUCCACGGUUAUUCAUGAAACCAACCCAUUUGAGAUGCUAAGAUCAGACCAAAUGUUAGAAGAUAUUAUCUUCAAAUUGGUGCCAGGACUACAAGAAAGAGAAAGGUGUCGUUUAGAGGAAUUCAAUAAAAACGUGCGAUCAGGGAAGGAGGACAUAGGCUUGCUUAAAAACAGGCACAAAGACUCAUUGACAGAUGAACCUCCUCAUAAGAAAUACAGAAGCCUGUCACGUAAGGCGCAACACUCAGAUGACUCAGACGGUAAACACAAUUUCCACAGAGACGAUCCACAGAUUGGUGUCUGUCUUCAAUAUCUCAGGGACUGUAUCGAUGAUGGAUCAGAAUGCGGCGAAGCAAAACCUGACUCUGGAAACACGGAAUCCCAGAAACUAUCCGAAAGAUCCAGAGAAGAGUCGAAUUUAAAUGGUCCGAUGUGGGAACUCGUUAGGAAAUACAUCAGAUGCUCGUCAAGAACAACAAUCGGUCACAUCAAGAAAUAUCUAAAGCUCAAGCUAAAUCUUUCAGCUGUCGAUCAGGUUGAAGUGAUGUGCAACGGAGAAAUCAUGGGUAAAGAUCACACUCUAGAGUUCGUUUUCAUGACAAGAUGGAGGGUGAAGGCAAGUAGAACUCAUCAAAAUGAAUUUUAUUCUGAAAUAAUGGUCGUACAUUGUGAGAGCCUGGUUUUUGGAUUAUCCUAUGCACGUGUUAAAUUGUGUUGUGUGUGCGUGAGACAGGGUUGGCGAAUUGAACACCGCGUAAAAUUAGAAAAGGCUAGUGCACAAUCUCCUGGACCCAGUUGUUCGAAGGCCGAUUUGUGCUAACCCAAGGUUAAAUUUUAACCCAGGUUUCUUCAUUCCUUUAUUCAAAAGCCUUUUUUUUCUGUAUCCUUUUUAGAGCAUCCAAUAACCUUAUUCUAGACUGAAUUUUCUUUGAAAGUUUUCAGAUCUUAAAUAAGAUUUCACACUAAUUCUGGGUUAACUUAACCCAGCUCUCAACAACCCAGCCCAGGACUUGUUGGGCGAGCUAUUUCGCAUGUUUUAUAGUUUUGUUCUCAGUGCACUGGUAUCGACGCCUCGCAUCGUCAAUGCGAAAUAUCUAUACAGCGUCUCCAUAUUGGAUGCUACUCAUUUUGCGCACACGAAAAUUUCAUUGUUUACACAAAGCUAAUGGGAAACGCGUUUCCAAAUAUGUUUUAGAUCUUUGCGACAUCGUGUGAGUCAGGUCAAAUGUAAUUACGAGGCAAUUUCUGGAUUUGGCUUCAGCGAUCGCCUUUUGAGAUUUUUAGAUAAGAAUACAGAAUUCCAAUUUAUUGCACCAGUUAGCUUGUUUUUUAUGAAGGGUCUUGACGUGAUGACAACCAUUUCAUGUUUUUUUAGUGAAUGCUUCUAUCUUUGCAUACAUUUAACUAGUUAACUCUUUCUCCCAAAGAUAACUUUGUUUAACUUUUUUCUCCUUUCACAGGACAGUACAAUUUUAACCCUCCAGUACCGACCUAAACUGGAUUUUUUAUGACAAUUGAAUAAAAGAUUUUAGUUAAAAACAGAGAACACUCUAAUUAACAUGUAACCUCUUCUUAGACAAAUUCAAGCCAUAUUCACCAAACAAGUCUCAAGAAUAGAAAAAUUGGCCAGCUCCAGUGUUUGUCUUGAUUUCUCUUUUACUUCACAUCACUCUUUACCAAUUCACAAGGAAAUGCAGCUAAAAGGAAAAUUGAUUAUUAGCUGUUUACAGUUUAAAGGUUAAUGUAGUUUGUUUUUUCUUUAGAAAUCACAAGUUAUUUAUUUUAUUAGUUCAGAGAAAGAGGGAAAAACCCAAACUUUAAUCUUCCUCUGAAAAGGGCGGAGGGAGGAGGCUUGAACCAGUCUCCUUCCUCUAUAAAAGAUUUAGCCUGCGAGUUAAAUGGCAAUCCGAACUAGUCUUGAUGACGCUUCUAUUUGGUAGGGUUGACUAAUUUUCACGUCUUCUUGAAAAUCAGUAAUAGAUGAAACAUCAUCUUGAACGAUUUCCCCUUCCAGCCAAUUGCGCUUCUUGAAGAACGAUUUGCUGGCCCCAACUUUUUACUACCGCAAUGAAACUCCGCCAGUUCAGCGGUACCUUUUCACUCCCGAGAUUUCAUCAGUAAUUCUCCUUACUGGCUGCAAUACAACUCAUAUGAUGUGAGUUUGGCAAUUUCCUAGUGGAUCAACAAGUAAUGCCAUAUUUGAUGUUUUUCUAUAUUCUUAUCACUUUUCUGCUUGAUAUUGUAUUGAUAUUGUAAGGAGAAAUUCUGUCUUAGUCACUCUUGGAAGUUAAGAACUUAAGAAGGGUGUUCAGUUCGUUGAGUUGAGCACAUGGUUAACUUCUUUACAUAAUCUCGUUGUGUUUUACUUUGUAACUUCGAGAAAUCCUACAUUUGCUGACAAGAAAUUUUCAAUCCUGUCACCUUAUAGUUUUAUUGCUUAUACGGCGGCUUUUGUUUAUUUUUAUUUGUUUGUUAUGUUUUGAAGUUUGGUAGUUUGAGUUACCUUAGCUGCAACUUUUCGUACGGGUUAUUAAACCAAGCGCUCUAUUUUCGACUAAAUAUAAUUCUAAGAGCAUUGUUCUCUUUAAACGACAAUAGGAAUUUGAUCUUAAGCUAGCAAUUAAGGAACUGCACGUCGA